AUGCGCCCUCGCACGUCAAUAUCGUCCAUAUCCUCGCGACUAUGCUUUCGCAUACCGUCUGACCGUCGCACAUUGACGUCAGACUUCAUCUUUGAGGCCAUCCCAGAAAACGACGUCGUCCUUCUCAAGCAACGCGGUCCCAAGGAGGCACGAUGGCGUCUAUCGCAUCCUCUCCAGUCGUCCCAUGACAAGUCUGUCAAACUCCACUUUGGCGCGCGCAUCCCCCAUGUCAACAUCAUCGGGCGACGCGUGCUCGACAUUGUCAAGGACUCGACAGGGCUCGACGUCGUCCUCUACGCCCCCUCGCUUCCGCGAUCGAUCGUCCACGCGCCGCGUCAUGCGGUCCCCAUAUACCCGGCCGACGCGCAGACCAUUGUGAAUCUGAUGGACAUCAACGUGGAGAGGCCGGACCCUGAGGACGAUGGUCAGACAUGCGAUGAGCCCUUCGAAGUGUUCGAGGCGGGUACGGGCGCGGGCAGUCUGACGGUGCACAUCGCCAAGGCACUGCAUGCUGGGAAUCCGGGGCUGCCGAAGGAGCUGCGUGAAAGUAUAGCGGGGGCCAGGUUGAGCCUUGAUGCCUUGCUCUCGCGAAGUGGCGCGGCCAAGUCGCUCGCCGACGCCUACCUCCCCCGCCGCCGCGCCAUCCUACACACCCUCGACCGCAACCCCAAGCACACCCACACGGCGCACGCCAUGAUCCACGGCUUCAAGAGGGGCAUGUACCUCCCCAACAUCGACUUCCACGCCGGCCUCAUCCCAGAGUAUCUCACCCAGCGUCUGGAGGAGCGUGAUGGACGUCCGUUCCUGUCACGUGUGGUGCUCGACCUGCCCACGGCGUCCGAGUACGCCGAGCUGCUCAUCCGGUGCAUGCACGUCAACGCGACGCUGACGCUCUUCACACCGAGUAUUUCGCAGAUUGCGAGCUUUGAGUCCUGGUCGAGCACGACGGGACAGCCGCUCGUGCAGGAUCGUGUGGUCGAGCUGCCGACGGACUCGUCGGACGAGCAUGGUGUCAUGGGCAAGGAGGGCGGGAGGCCGUGGAAGGUGAAGACGGUGGUACCCAAGCGGCGGGAUGAUGGGGCACCCCUGGUGCAGAUCAUGAGGCCGCUCGUGGGUGAAAGGGUGGCUGGCGGUGGGUUUGUCGGGGUGUAUCGCAAGAUGAGGAGGGGACAGGAUAAAAUAAUAGAGCAUCAUUGGAACAUUUGA
Molecule: messenger RNA, 1206 nt
Organism: Emericellopsis atlantica
Lineage: Eukaryota; Fungi; Ascomycota; Sordariomycetes; Hypocreales; Bionectriaceae
Product: S-adenosyl-L-methionine-dependent methyltransferase
Exons: 4
Coding region: 1-1206 (401 amino acids)
Biological process (GO): tRNA methylation
Cellular component (GO): tRNA (m1A) methyltransferase complex
Source: RefSeq, a predicted model, not a curated record